This is a messenger RNA of Perca flavescens (yellow perch), 2441 nucleotides long. RefSeq names its product ADP-ribosylation factor 6b (gene arf6b). The transcript has 2 exons. The coding region runs from base 880 to 1407 and encodes 175 amino acids. Gene Ontology annotation, molecular function: GTP binding; GTPase activity. The record is from RefSeq and is a predicted model, not a curated record. Lineage: Eukaryota; Metazoa; Chordata; Actinopteri; Perciformes; Percidae.
UUUCAUUGUUUAUGCUAGGAGUCGUGGAUACCCCAGACAGUGAGAGCUGUACUAGUAGGCAGCAGCAGCAGCAGCAGCAGCAGCAGCUGAAUGAAGUAGAAGAGAGGAAGUGGCGGUUAAUGCAGCUCCACACCUUUCCGGUGUAGCAGCACUGCGACCAGCUCGCCUUAAAGGAGAAAGACGAGAGCUGGGUGUAUUAAUCGAGACAGGAGGGGGAGAUAGGAGGGGGAUAAGAAGUGGAGUUCCAUGAGUGGCUACAUGUGUUACUGAGUCACCGAGGAUUUUGUUUCGAAGACGUCCCUUACAGCACGUUGAAGUUACCCGGCGCGACGCUUGAUGGACUAGCCGCAGAAAGCUGCUUUUCUCCUCCGGCAGCGGUGAAGAGAACAAGGGCGCACCCGAUGAGGAGGACCGGACACCAGAAGGAACUCACAAGUACCGCGGCUUUUUCGGGGCCUUAUAUACACACCGUGUCUGCCCUCUACAGUUUUUAAUAGCCACGGCCUGUCUCUGUCACGCAGCUUCAUGUUGAUUUGGGCAACAAAAUGAACGUCCUGCAACAGCUGCUGCCAAGUUCUUAGCUAGUCUAACCGUGCCAUGUUGUGUAUAGGCCCUGAAAACAUUGUGAUACUCUGAACAUAAAUGUCCCAUCACUUCAUAGGACGCACAGACUUUCAUGUAAAACGCCUUUAGGUACUGUGUGUUAGGUUUUAACAUGAGUGUGCAUUUUUGACUUUUCGCCCCACAUAUGCUCUUCACUGAGUCAUGUUUUCACAAGUUAGCCCAUAAACGGAAGCUAUAGUCAAAGUGAAUAAUCAUCUGCACGGUAUCGGACAUUUUUCUCGUUAGGAACAAAGUAUUUAUGCACAAUAGUUCAAAAUGGGGAAAGUGCUGUCUAAAAUAUUUGGCAACAAGGAGAUGAGAAUAUUAAUGCUUGGACUUGAUGCUGCUGGAAAGACAACAAUCCUUUACAAACUGAAACUCGGACAGUCUGUCACCACAAUCCCCACAGUCGGCUUCAACGUGGAGACUGUCACCUACAAAAAUGUCAAGUUCAACGUCUGGGAUGUUGGAGGGCAAGAUAAGAUUCGUCCUCUGUGGCGACACUACUACACAGGCACCCAAGGGUUAAUUUUCGUGGUGGAUUGCGCGGACAGGGAUCGCAUCGACGAGGCUAGGCAGGAACUCCACCGCAUCAUUAAUGACCGGGAGAUGAGGGAUGCCAUCAUCUUGAUUUUCGCCAAUAAGCAAGACCUUCCUGAUGCCAUGAAGCCACACGAAAUCCAAGAGAAGCUCGGAUUGACCCGCAUCAGAGAUAGGAAUUGGUAUGUUCAGCCCUCCUGUGCGACCACAGGUGAUGGACUGUAUGAGGGCUUGACAUGGCUAACCUCAAAUUACAAAUCUUAAUGAUUGAGUGCUGACUGUUUUAGGUCAAAACUAUAAUAACGUUGCAAGUAACAAAUAACUUCUCAAAAUGAGUAUGGUUAAGAAAAAAUUGAUUAUCUCCCUUUUUAUUUUAAUACUACGUUUACCCAUUGACUAAUUUAUCUUUAACUGGGGUCGCUGGCUUAAAUAUGCCUGUUCUCUGUAGCAGGCCUAUAUCACAUUCAUUGUCUUGGGGCUUGCUUGAUGAAUAUUAAAUGAAUUGGUCCUAAUGUUAAAGCCACAGAGAUCACCACCUUUGCCUAUUCUUUUCCCUGUUUUGUAUGAUUUUUCUAAUGAAGCUGAAGUUUUUAUCUUCAUUCUUGGAUUAAAACUUGUUUCAGGGUUCUUCAGUCUCUGGUGCAUUGAACUUGGAUCUUUCUUUUUUUUUUUUUCUUUCUUCUGAGGUGAGAUCUUUAAAGUCAUGUAGCAUACUAGAAGGACUUUGACAUUUGUUUUAACACAGUACUGUGAUAAAGUAUUUCUUCUCAAUGGUAUUGACUGCUGCAAGGGGGAGGGCGGUGAGGAAAAAAAUCACAACCGCUUAUAUUUCAUAGUCAUGUCUUGACAUCAGAGAAACCAAAUUACUACAGACAUGUUUUGUUACACCUCCCAGUCCCUUUAUGUGGGUCUUGAUUGUGCUGAAUAUUCAACAAAUAGGCCUCCAGUAACUCUUAAACAUGCUUGUUGGGAUGCAUUUUUGAUUUUGGGUAACACAUAGUCAGUUGACUCAAUCUUUCCAAAGGAAUGUCAUUCAGCUCUGAGCUCUCUCAAUCUGAUACCGCAGUUGAUUAGUCUCGGUCUUGGGACAUUAUAUGAUAGCCUAUAUCUGUAGCAUGAGUACGAAAGUACAGUAACCCUACAUCAGAAUCCAUCUGUUGUGCAGUCAGAGGGAGCCGUUUACUGGUGAAAUGUUGAAGACACCCUGUGGUGCAGCUCUUACUCUUAUUUUGACUGGGGAAACCAUGUACAGAGCAAUGUCAUUGUAAUGUCUUAUUAAAAAAGUGAUUUUAAAUCUG